Molecule: messenger RNA, 680 nt
Organism: Oenanthe melanoleuca
Lineage: Eukaryota; Metazoa; Chordata; Aves; Passeriformes; Muscicapidae
Gene: SF3B5
Product: splicing factor 3b subunit 5
Exons: 1
Coding region: 266-526 (86 amino acids)
Biological process (GO): mRNA splicing, via spliceosome
Cellular component (GO): U2 snRNP; precatalytic spliceosome
Source: RefSeq, a predicted model, not a curated record
GCGCUCCCGUCGGGCACUGCGGCAGGAAGAGCGGCGGAAGCGCUGCUGCGUCCGCCGGAAAAGGUCCCGCGGCCAGGCCCGUCCGCGCCGCCCAGGCCCGUCCGCGCCUUCCGCCGCCCCGCGCUCCUCCCGCGGCCAGGCCCGUCCGCGCCUUCCGCCGCCCCGCGCUCCUCCCGCGGCCAGGCCCGUCCGCGCCUUCCGCCCGCCGCCCAGGCCCGUCCGCGCCUUCCGCCGCCCCGCGCUCCGCCCGCCUCCCCGCCGCGCCAUGACGGACCGCUACACCAUCCACAGCCAGCUGGAGCACCUGCAGUCCAAGUACAUCGGCACGGGGCACGCCGACACCACCAAGUGGGAGUGGCUGGUGAACCAGCACCGCGACUCGUACUGCUCCUACAUGGGCCACUUCGACCUGCUCAACUACUUCGCCAUCGCCGAGAACGAGAGCAAGGCGCGCGUCCGCUUCAACCUGAUGGAGAAGAUGCUGCAGCCCUGCGGGCCGCCCGCCGACAAGCCCGACGAGUCGUGACCCUCCGUCCCCCUGGUGCCAGCCCCCUCUUGUGUGGUUCCCGCCAAGGACUGACCGGGAGAAGCCUCGCAGCAUGCUUGCUUCUGGACUCUGACUGUGCAGUCGCUCGCCUUUUUUCAAGUGGAAUAUAAUAAAGCUUCCUGGGCAUUCCUAA